AUGGGCAGGAAAACUGCUCCACUCAGCAGAGCAGUGUGUGAGAGCAAGCUCACCAGAGCAGUGCAGCGGCAAGAAGCGGAGCAAGCAUCAGAGGAGCAAGCAUCAGAGGAGCAAGCAUCAGAGGAGCAAGCAUCAGAGGAGCAAGCAUCAGAGGAGCAAGCAUCAGAGGAGCAAGCAUCAGAGGAGCAAGCAUCAGCGGAGCAAGCAUCAGCGGAGCAAGCAUCAGAGGAGCAAGCAUCAGAGGAGCAAGCAUCAGAGGAGCAAGCAUCAGAGGAGCAAGCAUCAGAGGAGCAAGCAUCAGCGGAGCAAGCAUCAGCGGAGCAAGCAUCAGCGGAGCAAGCAUCAGCGGAGCAAGCAUCAGAGGAGCAAGCAUCAGAGGAGCAAGCAUCAGAGGAGCAAGCAUCAGAGGAGCAAGCAUCAGCGGAGCAAGCAUCAGCGGAGCAAGCAUCAGAGGAGCAAGCAUCAGAGGAGCAAGCAUCAGAGGAGCAAGCAUCAGAGGAGCAAGCAUCAGAGGAGCAAGCAUCAGCGGAGCAAGCAUCAGCGGAGCAAGCAUCAGCGGAGCAAGCAUCAGCGGAGCAAGCAUCAGAGGAGCAAGCAUCAGAGGAGCAAGCAUCAGAGGAGCAAGCAUCAGAGGAGCAAGCAUCAGAGGAGCAAGCAUCAGCGGAGCAAGCAUCAGCGGAGCAAGCAUCAGAGGAGCAAGCAUCAGAGGAGCAAGCAUCAGAGGAGCAAGCAUCAGAGGAGCAAGCAUCAGCGGAGCAAGCAUCAGAGGAGCAAGCAUCAGAGGAGCAAGCAUCAGAGGAGAAAGCAUCAGCAGAGCACGCACCCGUGUAG
Closterium sp. Naga37s-1 is the source of this 831-nucleotide messenger RNA. NCBI's taxonomy places the organism in Eukaryota, Viridiplantae, Streptophyta, Zygnematophyceae, Desmidiales, Closteriaceae. The record is from the annotation of a GenBank genome assembly.